CCCCCGACGGAAGUCGGAAGAAUUCAUUCAUAACAGAACCAGAACACGGACGGAUUCAGUUCGAAUCCGACCGGCGCUGGGAUCAGUUCGUAAGCUUCGUUGGCGCUGAAGGCAUAGUAAAGCUUAUCCGGAGUUCGGGAAUUCAACAGUUUGAAAAGGCGCGUUUUCGGUUGUUAUCGCGGCGUUUGCAAAGUAUGGAUUGGAUUGAGGUGGAAGGGUUGAUCGUAUUAUUCUAGCUUAACCGGACGCACGUGCAUUAAAUCAGUAUUCAGUUGCAGGGUGUGGAAAGAGAUGUCCGGUUAUGAUUACAGCGAAUAAUUUGAAUUGAUUUGGAGUGAAGGCUGUAGUGAGGUUUAGUGUUGCGACCUGUUUGCUUUUUUGGAAGUGAGUUCUAGGGUAUACCGGUGUUCCGAGCUGACAGAGGUAAAUUAACCUGCUGUUGAUUGAUGGCGUGUACGGUAGUGAAAAUCGCGGUAAAGUGGAAAUAAUAUAAUUGGAUAAUUGUGGGAAAUUGUGUGGAAAACCCGUUCUGCGGGUUUAUCUCAUCGAAGUGCUCAGCCGGCUGUAAAGUUACGUGAAGGAAUACAACCGAAUGGAAGAAUGAGCGUUUCGGAUGGAAUCGCCUUUCAUUAUGCAAACAACAAUACCUUAAACACCACCGACAUACAGAUCGUACGGGAGCAGGAUGACCUGUACGAUGUCCCGGUGGGCUUAAUCAUCCUGCUGUCCGUGUUCUACGGCACCAUCAGUAUUCUAGCUGUGAUAGGCAACUCGCUGGUGAUAUGGAUCGUCAUCACAACGAAACAGAUGCAAACUAUUACCAACAUGUUCAUAGCGAAUCUGGCCCUAGCCGACGUUACCAUCGGGAUGUUCGCCAUUCCGUUCCAAUUCCAGGCGGCGUUGCUGCAACGAUGGAACCUGCCCGAAUUCAUGUGUCCCUUCUGCCCGUUCGUGCAGUUACUUAGCGUGAAUGUGUCCGUGUUUACGCUGACUGCCAUCGCCGUUGACCGGCACCGGGCCAUAAUUAAUCCGCUGAGAGCGCGUACCUCGAAGAACAUCUCCAAAUUUGUUAUCAGUGCCAUCUGGAUGCUGUCGUUUGCGCUGGCCGCACCGACUCUCUUUGCCCUGCGGGUUAUUCCGAUAUCAAUGGUUACCUUAGGUGACAGCAACGAUACGUAUGUCAACACAACGAAGCCAUUCUGCCAGGUGGUGAAUUUCGAGGAAUCGGAAAUGCUACUCUAUCGAUAUAUUCUCACUCUGGUGCAAUAUUUCGUGCCGCUGUUUGUCAUCAGUUUCGUGUACAUCCAGAUGGCCUUUCGGUUGUGGGGUUCAAAAACUCCCGGAAAUGCGCAGGAUUCGCGAGAUUUGACAAUGUUGAAAAACAAGAAAAAGGUCAUCAAAAUGUUAAUCAUUGUAGUGGCCCUGUUCGGCAUCUGCUGGUUUCCGCUGCAGCUUUAUAAUAUUCUGCACGUGACGUGGCCCGAUGUUAAUAAAUACAGAUAUAUCAACAUCAUCUGGUUCGUAUGCGACUGGUUGGCGAUGAGCAAUAGCUGCUACAACCCUUUCAUCUAUGGCAUCUAUAACGAAAAGUUUAAACGUGAGUUUCGCAAACGGUAUCCGUUCCGGGGACGAGGUCUCAGUUCACACCAGGACCACUCGAUAGAUAAGACUCUGUCGAUGUUUACACGUGUUAGCUCGGUACGGUCGAGCUACGCUACAUCAUCAAUCCGCAACAAGCACAACAUGCGGCCAUUCGCGACGACGGUUGGCGGUUUCGGCGGUGGUAGUGGUGGUGGAGGAUUCUACCAGAACCACUGCCACGAACAGCUACAUCAGCAACCCCAGCCACUGCAACAGUACAAAACGACUAACUUUGACCGAGGGGUCGGCGCUCGUAGCACCAGCAACGGCAGUGAAUAUCACAAUUUGAAGGGGUGUCCCUGUCGGCAGUCGGCCAACGAGAUGCCGAAUUCGAAACAGAUUGCCGAUUUGCGGGAAACUUACUCCGUGGAUGGUUGUGAGGGACGAAUGGAGCCGGAACUGAACCAUCCCCAUCCGGACGAGAGCCGAGACCCGGAGCAGAAUCUGCUACCGCUGAUCCGAGAGCAGGGAUUCUGCGAACGCCCUGAUCGAUCUCAUUUGUACUGUAACAAUUUGCAGAGCUUUAAAGUGUGCAAUGCUUUUGACUAAACAAAGUACAUGUCGUCGCAUGUUUUAAUGUUUAAAAAUCAAAAAUACAAGUUGAAGUUUUAUUCAAUCCUCGUCUCAACGAAGCUAAAGAGCGCAUAUCAAAUAAACUUGGAUGCACUGGUCUAAUACAGAUGAAAA
This is a messenger RNA of Topomyia yanbarensis, 2328 nucleotides long. Its product is annotated as RYamide receptor-like. Gene Ontology annotation, biological process: G protein-coupled receptor signaling pathway. The transcript is spliced from 8 exons. Gene Ontology annotation, cellular component: membrane. The record is from RefSeq and is a predicted model, not a curated record. Gene Ontology annotation, molecular function: neuropeptide Y receptor activity. Lineage: Eukaryota; Metazoa; Arthropoda; Insecta; Diptera; Culicidae. The coding region runs from base 601 to 2190 and encodes 529 amino acids.